AUAUUUGUUUCGGCUCGUGAAAGAAAAAACCUGGCACGCACUUGUACAAAAGUCUGGCACAACAUUGCAAACUGCGCUAAGUGAUAAUGUGUGUUUCACUUUCAUUGCCGGUAAAUAUAUUAAGAUCUAAAGAGGAAUAUACUUUUGGAUAUUGGUAGAUUUAUUAGUAAAAGAAGAAAUAGAUAUAUGUAUUAAGAAUUUUGAGGUGUUUUUGGCAUUUGAAUUACUGGGCUUAGCUGAAACGGUUGCUGGUGUGAAUAAAAAUGUAUUCGUCAUGUGAGAGUGCUGUGUUGUUGUUACUGGGGACAUUGGCCGUAUUUCUGGUGUCCAGAAGUGGUGGUCAGUUGUACGUGCUAGAUGAUCAGCUCAGGAAUAAUUCCCAGGCGUUGGAGAAAUGCGUGCAGUUGGGGUUUGAUGGUCUGGCGAUUGUGGACUCGAACCAGACCACAACAACAGCCCUGAAGCUGAUUAAGACACCCGGUGCCCAGCAGUACUGGGUUGGUAUGCACUACUCGGAGAGCCAAAGCAUGCACAUGUGGGACACAGGUAUACCUGUCUCCUGGGCUCUAUGGGCCAGCGAUGAGCCGGACAAUUUGCCAACGGACAAGUGUGUCCGUUUUCGGACAACGCAGUUGUUGGGGACUUUCAGUUGUUCCUCACAGUUCAUGGCCAUGUGCGGGAUGUACACGUGGUUACAGUUCCAAGUCCGCUUCACCCACGGCAAGGCCCCCACCCCCGGGGCUCCCUCUCUCUGGUCCGGCACCGCCAGGUCCCUGGUGGAGUGCGUGACCAGGUGUACGAAGGACAUCCGGUGCCAGCACUGCGCGUACGACAACCGGACUCUCCGGUGCCUCACCCUGCCCGGCAGUUUUGACGUGGUCACUGGCACUGUGACGUCAGAGACUGGACUCAUUGGCACAAAGAACACCGUCUGAAGUGAGCUGGAGCUAAACAAUCCAUUUCACCUGGAAUAACAUUGCUAGAAACUAACUCAAAUAUUGAGAGCAAACACGUUUUGUACUGGAUACAUUCUUAACUAAUUAAUUUAACAU
Molecule: messenger RNA, 1052 nt
Organism: Physella acuta
Lineage: Eukaryota; Metazoa; Mollusca; Gastropoda; Physidae
Source: RefSeq, a predicted model, not a curated record